UGCCCUGACGACAUUGCAGAAGCCGCUGGACCCACUCCCUCACACAAUUACACUCCUAUAAAACCUUGUAUCUUUGGCGAAGAAGAGGAGAGGAAGAGGCAGACGUCCAGGUUCUUCUUUCGUUCAACAAUCUUCAACGUUCUUGAUUGAUCGCUACCGCUGUUAACUUGAUCGGGCUUUCGUCGAAGCGCUGGCUAACUCAGGAGUGUGCAUGAGAGAUUUCACCAUACACAUCUGCUUAGAGGUUGAAAUUUGUAAUAAUGGCUUCAAGGGCACUUUUGCGAAGGAGGAGGAACAUUUUUGAUUCAGUGAAUCAACCUAAUAGCUUGUUUCGGGCCUUUUCAAGUUUUGAGCAUGGUCAAUUGUUUCAAUCUAAUGAUUUGCAGUCUUCCGAUUGCAUUUCAAAUCAUAGGCUUGCAAACACUGAUGACAGAGAAGGAUGUUUACCUUCAUUUACCAGGGAUGGAAAAUCAAAUCCUUUAGCUGUAGGGUUUUUUAGGCAUAAUUUUUCCGGAAUUUCAACGUUGGGCUAUCGGAUUGAAAGGACAGAAUCCAUGUAUCCUUUAAGAGCUAGGUUGAUUCAACAAUCUAUACGCUAUGCGUCCAAUGCUACAGCAGGUCAACCUGCUGUGGGCAGCAGUAAUGAUGAAAAUGAGCAGCAGUCCACUAAACAGGUGAAAGAAGCUUCCCCUGAGGAGUGUGACCAAGCUGUUGAAGGCUUGAGUACAGUAAAAGCAAAAGCAAAAGCUAAACAGAUGCAAGAAUCUCAGAAGAGUGCUACAUCUAUUUUGAAGAGGGUAUGGGCAAUGCUUCUGGGCAUUGGUCCUGCUUUGAGAGCUGUUGCUUCUAUGAGCAGGGAAGAUUGGGCUAAUAAACUGAACCACUGGAAGGAUGAAUUUAAGUCUACAAUGCAACACUAUUGGUUGGGUACAAAGCUACUUUGGGCUGAUGUGAGGAUUAGCUCAAGGUUACUGUUGAAACUUGCCAGGGGGAAGGGCCUAUCUAGAAGGGAGAGACAACAGCUCACACGCACUACAGCUGAUAUUUUCAGGCUGGUUCCUGUUGCGGUUUUUAUUAUAGUUCCAUUUAUGGAGUUCUUGCUGCCAGUCUUCCUGAAAUUAUUUCCCAACAUGUUGCCAUCAACCUUCCAGGACAAGAUGAAAGAACAGGAAGAAUUGAAAAGAAGACUGAAUGCGAGAAUAGAAUAUGCGAAGUUUCUUCAGGACACAGUGAAAGAAAUGGCAAAGGAAGUCCAAAACUCUCGAAGUGGAGAAAUUAAGAAGACAGCGGAAGAUCUUGAUGAAUUUUUGACCAAGGUUAGAACAGGUGCCCGUGUUUCCAACGAAGAAAUUUUAGGCUUCGCAAAAUUAUUCAAUGAUGAGCUUACUUUGGAUAACAUUAGCAGGCCUCGAUUAGUAAACAUGUGCAAAUAUAUGGGUAUCAGCCCUUACGGAACAGAUGCGUAUUUACGCUAUAUGCUUCGAAAAAGACUGCAACAGAUCAAGAAGGAUGAUCUGAUGAUAAAAGCUGAGGGUGUAGAGUCUCUUACGGAAGAAGAGCUUCGUCAGGCCUGUAGAGAUCGAGGGUUACUUGGAUCACCUUCCAUGGAGGAGUUGCGGCAUCAGUUGCUUGAUUGGCUGGAUUUAUCUCUCAAUCAUUCCGUUCCAUCCUCUCUCUUAAUCCUUUCUAGAGCGUUCUCUGUGUCUGGGAAAGUUAGGCCAGAGGAAGCUGUUCAGGCAACACUUUCGUCUCUGCCAGAUGAGGUUGUGGAUACUGUUGGAGUGACAGCCUUGUCUUCUGAAGAUUCAGUUUCAGAAAGGAGGAGAAAAUUGGAAUUCCUGGAAAUGCAGGAAGAAUUCAUAAAGGAGGAGGAGGAGGAGGAGGAGGAAGAGGAGGCAAAGAUGAUGGAAUCUACAAGAAGCAGCCAAAAGGAUGUUGCUUUGGAAGAGAUGACUAUCCCAACAGCACAAGAACUGGCAAGAGCAAAAACGUUGGAGAAGCAUGAACAGCUUUGUGAGAUCAGUCGUGCAUUGGCUGUUUUAUCUUCUGCAUCUUCAGUCAGCAGGGAGCGAGAGGAGUUCUUGCGACUUGUCAAAAAGGAGAUAAAUCUGUACAACAACAUGGUAGACAAAGAGGGUACAGUUGGAGAAGAAGAAGCCAAGAAGGCAUACCAAGCUGCCAGGGAGGAUAGUGACCACUCUGCUGAGACAGCUAUUGGCAACAAGGUUUCUUCUGCACUUAUAAACAGGGUGGAUGCCAUGCUUCAGAAGCUUGAAAAAGAAAUUGACGAUGUUGAUGCUAAAAUUGGCAAUCGAUGGCGUUUGCUUGAUAGGGAUUAUGACGGAAAAGUGACUCCUGAAGAGGUUGCUUCUGCUGCCAUGUACCUCAAGGACACCUUGGGCAAGGAGGGCAUCCAAGAACUUAUAAGCAAUCUUUCCAAGGAUAAAGAAGGGAAAAUCCUUGUUGAAGAUAUUGUCAAAUUAGGUAGUGAAACAGAAGAUGCUGAUACAACCGAAACGGGAAAAUUGUAGAGGACACAUACCCUCUUUUUGAUGUAUCUGCAUAUUUUGCUGGUGAAUUGCCUGGCUUAUUGCAUUGUUUUAUCUGGACAUGUAGCAUCAGUUGCUAUCUCGAUGUUAGAAGGCCGUGUUUUUCAGACUAGUGGGAAGUGAAACAAGAAAAAGGUGUGGUCAGAGCUGAAUGUAGAGAUUCUUUAUAUCUAUCAUGUCUUACUGCUACGAAAAUUCUUCCCAAUUCUUACAGAAGAUAACUGUAAACUGUGUAUACACAUCUCAGAACAAUGUUGUUUCCUUUUUGGCCUUUACUUCAUACGUGUUGUACGUGAUAUUUUUGUGAUAUACAGAUUCAGUUGUGUAUGCGUUGAGAUUAUGAUGUAGAGACUACUCCUUUGCCAUUUAGAUCUCCUGAUUGCAAUCUGAAAU
Tripterygium wilfordii is the source of this 2942-nucleotide messenger RNA. Its product is annotated as mitochondrial proton/calcium exchanger protein-like. The transcript is spliced from 15 exons. Gene Ontology annotation, molecular function: ribosome binding; calcium ion binding. Bases 261 to 2531 code for a protein of 756 amino acids. Gene Ontology annotation, cellular component: mitochondrial inner membrane. Gene Ontology annotation, biological process: intracellular monoatomic cation homeostasis. NCBI's taxonomy places the organism in Eukaryota, Viridiplantae, Streptophyta, Magnoliopsida, Celastrales, Celastraceae. The record is from RefSeq and is a predicted model, not a curated record.